Molecule: messenger RNA, 387 nt
Organism: Chaetomium globosum CBS 148.51
Lineage: Eukaryota; Fungi; Ascomycota; Sordariomycetes; Sordariales; Chaetomiaceae
Exons: 4
Coding region: 1-387 (128 amino acids)
Source: RefSeq, a predicted model, not a curated record
AUGGCUUCGUUAAUUGCGCGCCGCGCUUUCAGCACCACCGCCCGCCGCAUGGCGACCGGCGAGGAGGCGCUAAAGUCCGAGUCUAAGAAGAACCCCGAGAUUAUGAUUCUCGGCGGUGUGAUGGUCGCAGCCCUCGCUGGUGCUGGCUACUACUUCGGCCGCAGCCCGACCAAGUCGACAUCCGAGAACUCCGUCCCCCUCGCUAAAAACAGCAUGCCGUGGGAGACUGAUGCGACACACGGCAAAUACCAGUACCACCCUGGCGGUGAUUCAAGCGCUGCGCCCAAGGACGCCCCGAGUGCCGUUAACGUUGUCGUCGUCCCCGACGUCGAGCUGCCCAAGAGACUCCACGACAAGUACAACAAGUGGGGCAAGGACGGCUAUUAA